This is a messenger RNA of Frankliniella occidentalis (western flower thrips), 2193 nucleotides long. Its product is annotated as mucin-19-like. The transcript has 3 exons. The annotation marks the transcript as partial. The record is from RefSeq and is a predicted model, not a curated record. NCBI's taxonomy places the organism in Eukaryota, Metazoa, Arthropoda, Insecta, Thysanoptera, Thripidae.
AUGCCGACGCCAUGGAGUGCACGCCGAGACAACACCGGCGGCAGCGGCAGCAGCAGCAGCAGCACCACCACCGGCGCAAGCAGCUCCGCGCCCGGCCACCAGGGCAGCCAGGCCCCUACGACGGCACGGGGACGCCUGACGUCCUACCGGUCGACGACGUCGGCCUCGGCCGCCCCCAAUUCUGCCCCCAGUGCCGGCCCCAGCAGGGCGACCAGCCCCAACCCAGGCGGCCGGCCGGCCUCCCGCGACACCGCCCCCGCGCCGCCCCCACAAUCACCCGCCCUCACAUCGGUACGCGAGCGCCUCGCCGCGGCCCGCGAGAAGGAGCGCAAGGUCGAGGCCGAGCAGGCUGCUCGCUACACCUCCAGGGCCUCGUUAACGGCGGCCUCCAGGGCGCCGGCCGAGGCCGAGACCUCUCGCUUCAGCUCCAGGGCGUCUCGUGAGCCUGAGCCCAAGACUCCGACCCCAGUCAGCAAGUAUGGCGGCUACACCCGGACCGGCUCCACGACGACCGGCAGGACGCCCACCGCCUCACCCGCCCUGGAGAAGAAGGAACCCCCGCCCCCUCCGAGCCGCUUCGCCAUCAAGGACACGCUGAGCACGGCGGCCAGCAGGUACGCGGACAAGGGCAAAGAUGCGGGGCUGAGCUCCGCGGCCGGCAGCCGGUACAACACCGCGGCCUCCAGUGCGCCGGCCGCCACCGACGCCAAGAAAGACGCGACUGCUAACACGGCGACUAGCAGGUACUCCGACAAGAAAGAGACGCCGACGAACCGAUUCACUGGUGCCGCCAGCGCCACCACGACCCCCUCUACGACGCCGGCCUCCGACACGAAGAAAGAGGGCUCGGUGCUCAGCAAGUACUUGUCGGGCUACCGGCCACAGGCCCGGGGCAGGAGCCCGGAACAGAAGACGAGCCGCUUCCUCAACAAGGACAAAGACAAGGACCGUGACCGGAGCACCUCGUCGUCCACCUCAGGGUACUCCUCUUACCGGCCGAGCUCGUUGUACCCGAGCGCUCGCUCGUACUCGAGUGGGCUGUCCAGCGGCCUGUCCAGCGGCCUGUCCAGCGGCCUGUCCAGUGCAGUUCGCUCUCCGGCGAGCACAAGCCAGAGCUCCCCGGCCAGCAGCGCUGCCACCACCCCGACCAGCGCCGGCCCCACCGGCCUCGGCCACGGCGCGCCCCCUCCCGCCAAGCCGGGCUUGGUGUUCGGCAAACCGGAGCCGCCCGAGGCCGUCCUCCCUGCGUGGCGCGACGGCGACUCCACGUGCAUCCUCUGGGUGACGAUGGUGACGCGCUCCACGUCGCCGACCGCGCCGUCGCCUUCGUACUAUCUGCGGACGCGGCGCGCGGACCAAGCGCGGACCACCGAGCGCGAGAUGCGCCGCCCCAUGUGCCGGCCCGAGCGCUGCGAACGCACCAGUCAGACGGACGACAUGGAGACGCGGUGGUCGCGACACGCUGGACCCGGCGCCUGGACGUCGGCCGACUACCGAGCCUCCGGCGCCCAGGCGUCGGCGUCCGCCCGCCUGGGCUACCACGAGCCCACCGUCAUCACGCCGACCUCGUGCAAGAGCCCCGAGCGGACCCCCGAGCGGACGCCCGAGCCCGCCAAGACUGAACCCCGGCCCGAGCCUGCGAGGCCUGCACCCUCGCCGGCGCCGGUGAGAUCGCCGUCCAAGAAGGACGUGAGAGCGUCACCUGCACGCAGUGUACCGGCCAGACCUGCCAACGGUGACGCAAGAGCGGGCAAAGCGGCGAGCAAAGCGCCCAGCCCGGCCAAGUGUGUCGUGAAAGUCAUAGAGACCAGUGCGGUGCGGCAGAAGGUAGCGCCGCUCGUCCCGGCCGCCGCGCAGGGCGCCGCCUCAGCCGCGCCGGCAGACGCGGAUAGUGGCCACGCUCCGAACCUCGUCAUCAAGAUCCCCAUCAAGGACUACCGUAAGUCAGCCCUCAACGUCGAGCUCAGCGGGGACGAGGCGGCUGAGUACAAGCGCCAGCAGGCGGAGCAGCGCAAGCUUUCCCGUAGGCUGACGGGCCAAAGAAGUACCUCGGAGAGCUCCGAAACGCCUUCCGAUGCGUCGCCUUCCGUGCGUGAGCCGGGAGCGGCGCCUCAACUUGUAAAACCGGCGAGCAGUCCGAGCCCGAGCCCUGCCCCGCCCACCCCUGUGCGCACCCCCGCGCACACUCCCACC